AUGGAAGAGCAAGCUCACCCUAUCGAAGCACGAGUCUUUCAAACAAUCGAAUCUGCAGCUAUCAAGCUGAUGGAGCUCAGAGAACUCCAGCUUCAAUACGUCGAAAACCGUCACCACGUCCUGGCACUGAGGCAAUUCGAAGCAAAGUCCCGCGACACAUGGCAACGAGAGUUACAGCGCCUGCGGGAGGAACUGGGACCGGAAAUCGACAACAUUCCAGUUCAUAUUCCAGCGAUGGACGCUGUGGAGGAGGCCAACGAACAGCAUCAACGUCGCAAGGCAUCGAUCAAUACCCUCUGCGACGACUUAAUCGAACUCACGAACCGUCUCAAGCGAGAAGUCAGUGGAAUUCAGGCGGAGGAAGGAAAUGGUUACACCGCAGACCAACCGAUUUCCUUGGAUUGUGGACCCCAGGUCAAAGGCGGGACUUCAAACGACGACCCUAUUGUGAUUGAAUGA
Messenger RNA from Coprinopsis cinerea okayama7#130, 459 nucleotides. RefSeq lists its product as hypothetical. The transcript is spliced from 2 exons. The record is from RefSeq and is a predicted model, not a curated record. The coding region runs from base 1 to 459 and encodes 152 amino acids. NCBI's taxonomy places the organism in Eukaryota, Fungi, Basidiomycota, Agaricomycetes, Agaricales, Psathyrellaceae.